UCACCUGUUUUGCUUCUGGUUGUUCUUCAGAGAUGUUAGCCCUCCCACCUCCACCGCCGUCUCCAAUUCCACCUUCGCCGCUACCUCAACCCCCGCCCCAACGGCAUACCAGACGCCCGCCCCGGUCCCCAAGGCCAAGUACACCAAUCUCCCAAAUCAUCAUAUCAAAGUUCGCUGCGAAUCGAGGAGCCCCAGCACCUGAUGAAGUAAAUCUAGUCUCAAGUAAACCGACAAAGCAAACAAGACUGCGGCAACCUCAGCGGACAAAUCCGCUCAUAUGGUGCUGUGCUAUUGCGUGUCUCAUAUUUAGCCUUAUUCUUAUUUUCUUUGGAAUUGCAACUUUGAUACUCUUCCUAGUUGUCAAACCGAAAACCCCAUCAUUUGACAUCCCCAAUGCAAGCCUCAACACCAUCUACUUCGACUCACCGGAAUACUUCAACGGCGACUUCACUUUCCUCGCAAAUUUCUCCAACCCUAAUCGGAAAAUCGAUAUAAGAUUUGAGUAUCUGGAUAUGGAGCUUUACUUUUCUGACAGGCUCAUAGCAACUCAAUCUCUUGCACCUUUCACACAGAGACCUGGAGAAGGAAGGUUGGGAUCAGUUCGCUUAAUAUCGAGCUUGGUUUACCUGCCUGUCAAUCACGCUGUGGCACUUCGGACACAGGUGCAGAACAAUCGGGUCACCUAUAAUAUGAGAGGAACAUUUAAAGUGAGAGCCAGUCUAGGUAUGAUCCAUUUUUCUUACUGGUUGCACAGCAGAUGCCAGUUACAGAUGACAGGUCCGCCAACUGGUGUUUUAGUUGCAAGAAGUUGCAAAUCUAAAAGAUGAAGAUCAGGAGAACUAUUUCCUGCUAUCUUCCUUUUAUGGUCUAAUUAUGUCUACAUUGAAACCUAAAUGUAUAAAGGUUAUAUCAGCUAUAUAAAUAUGAUACAUAAGAAUUCUUUUCUACUAACUUACGAAAUAGUUUUUUUCUUUUC
Messenger RNA from Malus domestica (apple), 976 nucleotides. Its product is annotated as NDR1/HIN1-like protein 1. NCBI's taxonomy places the organism in Eukaryota, Viridiplantae, Streptophyta, Magnoliopsida, Rosales, Rosaceae. Gene Ontology annotation, cellular component: plasma membrane. The record is from RefSeq and is a predicted model, not a curated record.